Paramacrobiotus metropolitanus is the source of this 11329-nucleotide messenger RNA. Its product is annotated as N-(5-amino-5-carboxypentanoyl)-L-cysteinyl-D-valine synthase-like. Gene Ontology annotation, cellular component: cytoplasm. The transcript has 7 exons. NCBI's taxonomy places the organism in Eukaryota, Metazoa, Tardigrada, Eutardigrada, Parachela, Macrobiotidae. Gene Ontology annotation, molecular function: catalytic activity; phosphopantetheine binding. Bases 1150 to 11214 code for a protein of 3354 amino acids. The record is from RefSeq and is a predicted model, not a curated record. Gene Ontology annotation, biological process: amino acid activation for nonribosomal peptide biosynthetic process; secondary metabolite biosynthetic process.
AUUACGAUCUGGCUAACUGCGGCACUCUUAGCGUACCGUCAGUAAGCUAACUGCAUGGCAGUGCACGCAGCUUAAUUUCCUCCAACUCAUGGCUCAUUCAGAUCCUUACAAACUGUAUGGAAGUGAACGACAACGUUCCUCAUUUUCUGCACCUCGUUGCAGAACUAAGAAUUUAUUUUUAGUGACAGUGGAGCAACUCGUUCGGACUCCUUCACUCAUUGCUGAGCUUAUCGACAUUUCCCACGACAAAAAUGGUCUUAACACGCUAUCGCCAAGUCACAAAAUCUGGAUUGCGGAUACAGUACUGCAGCAAAUGGUGGCACUGCAUGAGAGUGCAAUUUGCGGAAUGGAUUUUCGACCAAAUAAGGUGCUUAUUGGCCGCAUCGGAGCGGUACUGAGGAAACGCUGUCAAACGCGAUUGCACGACGAGCACAUCGGAAAGGACCAGGCGGUGCGAAGUUUGCUGUAUUCGGCACCAGAAGACCUCCGGGGGGACAAUAAAAAUGAAAGUUCAUCAGAUAUAUGGAAUUUCGCUUGUCUGUGUUUAUACAUUUUCAACGCACGGGAUCCGGAAUACUACCGACAAAUGUCCAACGGAAAUUCAGGUUUGCUAAAUCAAGCUAAAAAUGCCUUCACCGCCAUAACGCUGCUGGUUGGGGAUGGACUCUGCAUUCCGGAUCAUAUCCAGUGCUGUCAAAAUAAUCCUGACAUGGCGCCGGUUUUUCUUGGAUGCUUCCAGUUUGAUGCACAGCUAAGACCUAGUGCGGUCCAGUUACGACGGGGUAUGUUUUUGGCACGUAAAGCGGCUCUUUUACGACGCGGAAAAGUCGAGAGCAGAACAAUGACGGUUAAAACCCGGCUGGUUGGCAAUCUUGACUCUGCCGUUGAGUGGACUGAAAAGCCCGGAAACCGUUUUUCAAAAGAGCUGAAUGCGUGGAAGAAUGGAACAACACGGAUGUGCCCCUUCCAUCAGCUGCAAAUUUGAUACAACUUUUUGAAAAAUCAGUGGAAAGAGCUCCUCGUAAAUGGGCAAUCAUCAAUAAAGAUACACUAGUCACUUACAGGGAGCUCAGUGAAAGGGUCCACAACCUGGCAUCCUACGUUCACACAACGCUGAUAAUCAACGGGGAUCAGCUGAUUGCUCUUUUUAUGGACAAAAGUGAGCUUAUGAUCGUCAGCAUUCUGGCUAUCUGGAAAGCUGGAGCCGCGUUCGUCCCGAUAGCUCCGGCUUAUCCAGACGAUCGCGUACGUUUCAUUCUGAAUGACACCCGGGCUGUGGCUGUACUUACUAACACGUCAUAUAAAUCGCGCCUGUCCAUGUUGUAUCCCUCGCGCAAUAUCUUCGCUAUCGAUAACCUAAAACCACUAUCUUCAACAUCACUGCCACAAGAUAACGUUUCCGCGUUGGCAUAUGUGACAUACACAUCCGGUACUACGGGUCAACCGAAAGGUGUCUUAAAGGAACACAAAAAUGUCAUUAACAGCAUUGUCGACUUAUCAGCGAGAUAUAAAAUGCAGGAAGGCUCCGAACGCAUUGCUCUGUUCUCGGAGUACGUCUUCGAGCCGUUUCUGCGACAAAUGUUAAUGGCACUUGUUAAUUCCCAAACGCUCGUCAUUGUGCCGCAUCAGGAUAAAUAUGAUCCCAUAAAAUUCAGCAGUUUUCUGCAGAAGUCAGGUAUCACCUACUUGAACGGCACGGCAUCCCUGCUGCAGCAGUACAACUACUCGGAAUGUCCCGCACUUUCCAAAAUAUUAUGCGCCGGAGAGGAACUAACGCAACACUGCUAUAACAAAAUCCGGAAAACCUUCACCGGCACCAUUAUCGACGAAUACGGUCCUACGGAAUCAGCUUUUGUCACCACAGGAAAGUUUUUCCCAGCAGGAUCGGAAAGAUUAGACCGCAGUAUCGGAAAACCGUUGAACAAUGUGAAAUGCUACGUUUUAGACGAACAACUCCAGUCAGUCAAGGUUGGGGAAAUCGGUGAACUGUACAUCGGAGGCGCGGGGGUUUCUCCAGGAUACCUGCAGCUGCCCGAUCUGACGGCCCAGAGAUUUCUCAAAAAUCCUUUUCAGACAGAACAAGAGAAGAUAUACGGUCAUAAUGCCAGAAUGUACAAGACAGGAGACCUGGCUAGAUGGUUAAGCAAUGGUGAGCUGGAAUUCCUUGGUCGAAACGAUAAUCAGGUCAAAAUACACGGCAUCCGCAUUGAACCCGGUGAGAUCGAAGCACAUCUCUCCGAGUUUCCGGGUGUUACACAAAGUGUUGUUGUGGCCAAAGAUAUCGGUGCAGUAAAGUCUUUGGUGGGAUAUUUCGUUGGCGAUGCUGAAGAAAAUGCUAUCUUGGGCUAUCUGACAACCAAACUUCCACGGUACAUGAUACCACACAGAGUAGUACGAAUUGCACAGAUACCGAUAACAACUAAUGGCAAACUGGAUGUUAGAUCACUGCCGGAUGUCAGCAAUGACUACAGCACAGAAAAAUUCCCCCCUUGCAACCACUGGGAAAAAGAAAUCCUGGACAUUUUUGCAACGGUUCUGAAUAUCCCUUUCGAUCAUCUUAGCGCGACUGAUGACUUUCUAUGCGUUGGUGGCGACAGCGUCCAAGCGAUCCAUGUAAUCGGACAGGUGCGCAAGCGACUAAGUAGAGUUCUAACAGUCGAGGAUAUUUUUGCACUGCGAACAGCGCAAAAUUUGGCCUCACACCUGCAACGGAAUGCUAUUGUUAACGAUGAUAACUUACUGCCGUUAAAUAACGAGAAAGCCGACGAGAAAACUGGGAUUAUGCCGGCCAACGGUCUUCAACAAGGACUAUUUUACCGAUACCUUAAGCAAUAUGAAAGCGAUGACGCUUAUACCAUGCAGAAUGUCUGUCAAUACCGGUCAUCCAUCCAGCCUGACUAUAUGCAUAAUGCCUGGAUACACACUCAGCGGAAGUACCCGGCUUUGCGUUUGAGGUUCGAGGUUGUUGACCAGAGGGUGCUGCAAAUCGUGGAUGACAGCCAAGCUCUUGACUACCGCUUUGUGGAUGUAUCAAACGAGGGCAAAUUCGAUGCACACGAGAAGCAGAUUAAAGAUCUACUUCACAGAGAUCGAGCCGAGAAAUACUAUCUGGAGAAAGGCAAUCUGUUUCGCAUUUACCUCAUAAAGCGGAAUGAUGAACUGUUUACGCUGGUGUUUAGUUGCCAUCAUAUUAUCGUGGAUGGUUGGAGUAUUGCUGUUAUUUUCCGUUGUCUCCAUGAGUUCUAUACCCGCAUGAUCCAAUCAAACAGUGAUCAGGUGACCUUUGAGCCGGACUGCACUUACGCGGUCGCCCAACGAUAUCUACAUGCAUACCGCAAGGAACACGAAGGCUACUGGCAGCAACAAACGGCACAAAUUUCCGAAAGAUGUGACCUGAAUGGUAUUUUGAAGGAAAAGCAUAAAUACAAAGUUGUCAUGGCAAGUUACGACCAUAUCGAAGAACAGCUGGAGCAGAGUGUGAUAAUUAGUGGAGACGAUUGCGCGCGAUUGAAAAGGUUUUGCUCCCAGAACGGCGUUACUCUCCAUUCCGUUCUGCAGUUUACCUGGCACAAAGUAUUGUCCGUUUACGGUGGCAGCAGACAGACAGUGGUGGGCACAACGGUAUCUGGACGUAAUAUUCCGAUCGACGGUAUUGAAUCAGCAGUGGGUCUGUUUAUUAAUACGUUACCGCUAGUGGUCAAUCACGAAAACCACAGCCAUCAAAGUGUUAUCGAAUGCAUCAGAUCCAUACAAAUGCAGAUAUCAGCAAUGAACGACCGAAGCAACGUGGAGCUGCUACACGUUAACACUGGGGCGUUGAAGCACGGUCUUUUUGAUAGUCUUUUUGUAUUGGAGAACUAUGCUAGCGGUCCCAGUAGCGGAAGUGAUCCACACCGGGACAGGAUGGGAUUUCAAGAGCAGCUUACAGUGGAAAAGCUGGAUCAUCCGUUAGCCAUUCUUGCUAAGGAAAUGGGACAGUCGAUCAAGAUAACUCUUCUGUUUGCUGGGGACCUGUUUUCAAAGACCGCUGUCCUCCAACUACUGGACGUCUUCGCUAAACUGCUAAACCAAAUUAAUGAAAAUCCCGAACAAAACAGUAGUACUCUGGAUUACGUACCGUCAUCACAGCAACUUCUUUUUGACGCAUGGAAUGAUACCGAAAGUCAGUUUCCACGAGAGAAGACUCUGCACAAUGUCUUCGAAGACAUGGCAGCACGAAAUCCCGACAAAACCGCCAUCGUCUACGAGGACCGUCGCUUGACCUACAAGGAAACCAACGAACGUGCCAACCAGGUGGCGCAUCACUUGUGCAGCCUGAUUAACAUCCCACCGGACAUGCUAAUCGCUCUUGUCUUGGAUAAGAGCGAAUUAAUGAUCCUUAGCGUCCUGGGCGUGUGGAAAUCGGGUGCGGCCUAUGUACCUAUUGAUCCCAACUACCCUGACCAUCGAAUUCAGUUCAUCCUGCAAGACACCUCAGCCAAACUCCUCAUUACGAAUCAGCGUCACGUUGCACGAUUUCAGCUACUUGCCGGCAAGGACAUUUUGAUUCUGCCAAUUGAAUCCGUAUUAAAGGGCGCUGCAUGCCUGUGGCAUAACGUCGGACCGACGUCAUCGAGUACGGAUCUGGCCUACGUCAUCUACACAUCAGGAACAACAGGGAAACCGAAGGGCGUCAUGGUGGAGCACAUGGGUGUGGUUAAUUUGCAAUUAUCGCUGAGUAAAGUUUUCAAGCUUCAGCAACAAGAGGAAGUGUUCCUAUCAUUUUCCAACUAUGUCUUUGAUCACUUCGUGGAACAAAUGACCGAUGCGCUGUUGAAUGGACAAACACUUGUUGUUCUCAACGAUGAGAUGCGCACCGACAAAGCCCGGCUGUACGAAUACAUCCAGCGCAAUAAGGUCACUUAUUUGUCCGGUACGCCGUCUGUCCUGCAGAUGUACGAGUACGAUCGAUUUGAACAUUCCCUGACCCGCAUCGAUGCGGUUGGGGAGGAUUUUAGCGAGCCGGUAUUUAACAAGAUACGGAAAGGUUUCAAAGGGUUGAUUAUCAAUGGAUAUGGGCCCACCGAGAUUUCCAUCACGAGCCACAAACGGUUAUACCCGGUUCACGAAAAGCGAACCAAUAAAAGUAUCGGAUUUCCGGUGGCCAACACCAAGUGCUAUGUUCUCAAUUACGAUAUGCAGUGUGCGCCUGUAGGUGGAGUUGGUGAAUUAUACAUUGGUGGGGUCGGUGUGGCACGGGGAUACUUGAACCGUCCGAAACUGACCGCGGAUCGGUUUCGGCCAAAUCCUUUUCAAACGGAGAAAGAAAGACUAGAGGGUACAAACGGACGGAUAUACAAAACAGGUGAUUUGGUGCGAUGGUUACCAAAUGGGGAACUGGAGUACUUGGGCCGCAAUGAUAUGCAGGUAAAAAUGCGAGGACUGCGCAUUGAAAUUAGCGAGAUCGAGACGGCUAUGAUCUCUUAUCCCGGCGUCAAACGGGCAGUGGUAACGACAAAAGAAUAUACAUCUGCUGCGAAUACCGAAACUAGAAAAUAUUUAAUCGGAUACUACAUGUCCAACGCUUACAUUGCUGAACACGAAAUGAAGAAGUUUCUGCAGAUAAGCCUCCCUGAAUACAUGGUACCCCAUCGGUUAAUGCGUAUUGACGAAAUUCCGAUAACGGUUAACGGCAAACUAGACGCAAAGAACCUACCAGACAUUGACUGUUCUUCACACCAAGCGAUUGCUGUGCCAACCACUCCCGUGCAAACAAAAUUACGUGACAUUUGGUCGGAGGUACUCGGGCUUGCCGUUGAUGCAAUCGGUAUACACGAUGAUUUCUUUGGUCUGGGCGGUGAUAGUCUCAGUGUGCAGCGGCUGUUUUUUGAAAUCGCAAAAGCCUUUUCGGAGUCGCGCAUCGACAUUGCGUCCAUUUUCCGACAUAGGACCAUCGAAGCGCUGUCAAGCUGCAUCUUAGCAUCUGGUAGCGCGGCGCAACCCCUUGUUUCCUCCCACAAGGAAAACGUUCCGGUAUCUUUGGCACAAGAACAACUUUUGUUCAUCCAAGAUUACGAAAAUGGCACAAGUGCCUACAACGUCUCUUUAAGCAUUCGAAUUCCUUCGUCGGUGAACAGGAGCAACCUUAAACGAGCCUUAAUAUCGCUAAUUGUCAGACAGCAAGCGUUGCGAACGAUUUUUCAGCGAUCGAAACUUGAUGGUAGCUACGAACAGCAUAUUAUGGCCGAUAACACCAUCGACGAAAUCUUUAUGAUUGAUGAACGUUUUGUCGACAAGCUCGAGACACUGGAUGACGAACUCCACAAUGCAUCGCUGCAUGUGUUCAAACUGAAUGAGGAGUUGCCAAUAAAGGUCACCGUUUUUGAUGUUGCAGAUGAUAAGCAGUUUUUGGUUCUUAACAUUCUCGUCCAUCAUGCCUGCUUCGAUGAAUGGUCCUGGAAGAUCUUUCAGCAGGAUCUGCAUUCAUACUAUACUUUCUAUCAGAACAAUCAAACCUCAGUGAUACCAGUGCCAAAUCUUCCAGAUCUCACUAUCCAGUACAACGACUAUGCUGUCGGGCAGCGGCAGUUCCUUUCGCAGCAGAAACUGGGUGAUCUAAGAGCAUUUUGGAUGAAGCAUCUGGAUGGGUUCGAAAGUCUCCGCCUUCCAACCGACUUCUUGCGGCCUUCUCACAUCGAAUAUGCUGGAGAAAAUGUCGGCUUCGAGCUUGACCAGCAAACUACAGAACUGCUGAAAAAUCUGGCAAAGCAGCUUCGCGUCAGCUUAUUUGCCAUUCUGUUCAGUACCUACGCAUUUCUUCUAAGCAAUUACGCAAAUCAAGAUGACGUCGUUAUUGGCACACCCGUUGCAAACCGCGACCGGGUCGAACUGGAAAACCUGAUCGGGUUCUUCGUCAAUAUGAUCCCUUUGAGGACACAUGUCAAUCUGCAAACAAGAAUAGUCGAAUACAUUGAAACUGUCAGCGCUCAAAUGAUCAAAUGCCAUUCCCAUAAGGAUUUGCCUUUUAGAAGCCUGGUAAAAGGGUUAAAUUUGGAUAGAGAUCCUAGUCGCCACCCAGUAUUCCAGGUUGUGUUCUCGUUGAAUCAUUUUGCCAGUACCGACGAACCGGAAACAGACCAUUACACUGGUGAUUUUAAGAUGUAUCCGUACGAACCGCAAACCCAGUUCAACGUUGUGGCGAAGUAUGAUAUAACUACGACGAUGAGCGAAAGGGGUGCCGUGCUGACAGGACAAAUGAACUUUGCUACAAGCCUGUUCAGCCCCACCACUAUUACCAGCAUGGUAGACUGCUAUGUUUGCAUCUUGAAGCAGAUUGCGAAACUGAAUGUCGCGGAUGACAGAAAACUCGCCAGCCUGCAUUUGGUCAACGAAGACGACCAUGCGUUAGACGACAGCAGUACUUCGUUAAGGAACAGUCAACCUGUGCAUAUGCCCCUCGUACACCAGCUAUUCGAACAGGAAACGGAAAGGUCACCAGCCUCUGUGGCGGUGGUGUGCGGGGAUACUCGUCUAACGUAUCAAACCCUUAAUGAGAGAUCAAACCAGCUAGCGCAUUACUUGCAGUCCACAUUCUCCAUCCGUCCCGAUACUUUGGUGGCUCUCCUUCUCGACCGAUCCGAGACAACAAUUAUUACCAUUCUCGCAGUUUGGAAAUCCGGUGCCGCAUAUGUCCCUAUUGAUCCCAGCUAUCCUGACGAGCGUGUUCGACUUAUCCUGAAAGAUGCCGGUACCCAUAUUAUCAUCGCUAAUCAUCACUAUAUUAACCGAAUACAGGACUUUGUCGGUUCUACGGUGACAACCAUCGGAAUAGACAGUCCUGGGUUCGUUUCGGUUCUGAAUGAGCAACCACUACAUAACUGUGAAUCAUUUGCCGAUGCAGAGAAUCUAGCCUACGUGAUCUACACCUCUGGCACAACGGGAACACCCAACGGCGUACUGGUGCCCCACAAAACUGUGGUUGGCUUCCGAAACAGUUUGAUAGACCGCUAUUUUGUAAAGGAUCAACCACAUCUGCACGGCGUUCUUCUUCUUUCCAACUACGUGUUUGAUUUGUCCAUAGAACAGAUGGCCUUGUCGGUGCUGAGUGGCAACAAACUGAUCGUUGUAGCCAACAACAUAGCGAUUGACGAUGACUUCUACGCGUGCCUGAACGAGAACCGGCUGACCUAUUUGAGUGGUGCACCAACAUAUUUGCAGCAAAUCGAUUUAUCGAGGAUUCCCGGUCUGCAGAUGGUCACCGUAGCCGGCGAGGCAUUUACUGCCAUCCAGUUUGAGAAAAUCCGACGUGAAUAUAAAGGCAUUUUAAAUAACGCGUACGGCAUCACUGAGACCACGGUGUACAACAUGAUCUGCACAUACCAAGCCAACGAUGUAUGUCUAAACUCUUUGGGCAGCGUGCUGUCCAACACGAAAUGUUUCGUCCUCAAUGACAGUUUGCAGCCUUUGCCACAGGGUGCUGUUGGCCAACUUUACCUGUCCGGCGAUUGCGUUACGCGGGGCUAUCUUAAUCGACAACAGCUUACAAGCGAGCGAUAUCUUCCGAAUAUUUUCCAGACGACAGCCGAAAAACAACUCGGCGUGCACACAGUGAUGUAUAAAAGCGGUGAUUUAGUUCGCUGCGCUAUGGAUGGCACGCUAGAGUACUUUGGGCGCACUGAUACGCAGAUCAAAAUUCGCGGUUUACGAGUGGAACUUGGUGAAAUUGAAGCAGCCCUGGCGGAAUAUCCAAAGGUUAAACAGUGUGUCGUACUGCCCAAAGGUCGUCACGGAAAUCCGUAUCUUGUUGGAUACGUUGUGACAAAAGAAAAUUUUUUACUUGAGGAAACCAAAAUUCUAUCGCACUUAGGGAAAAAAUUACCAAGUUACAUGGUACCAGCCAGGAUUAUACAAAUUAAAGACGAAAUUCCGGUUACAAUCAAUGGCAAACUGGACACGAAUGCGCUCCCCGAUGUAGAUGCUGUACUGGUUCAGAAAUUGUACGCCCCACCCCGAAACCAUCUAGAACGACAAUUCUGCCAAAUCUGGAUGGAUUUGUUGGGUGUUCCCCAUAUCGGUAUCGAUGAUGACUAUUUCCGCCUGGGCGGCGACAGCAUUACAUCACUUAAGCUUAUUGGACGUAUGCGUCAACAGACAAAGACGAGCGUUUCCCUCAAGGAUAUUUUUAGGUUCCGAACAAUACGCGAGAUCACCGAUAACGCCGUUUUGCCCAAUCGAAUGCAGCCUGCGGAGGAUGUUCUGAAUACUGCUUCUGAACAGGGGAUUUUAAGGGGAACGGUCCCACUUUUACCAAUCCAGAAGUGGUUUUUCGACAAGAAACUAGAUAACCGAAAUCACUGGAAUCAGUCUUUUACCAUUAGAACACCGCCGCUUAAUUUGUCAAGGCUGGAAGAGGCUGUGGAAAAGCUGAUCGAACAUCACGAUGCCUUUCGCCUAAGGUUCCGAAAGGAAGGGGACAAAAUCACACAGAAUUACGAUUUGAAACCCGAAAAAGUCCCGAUCAAAGUGCUUUCCGUGGAAAAUAGUCCAAAUCCGGAAAACAUUUUACGUUUGCAGAACGAAUUCGACAUUUCAAGCGGUCCCAUAUUCAGCAUUGGUUACUUGCACGGUUACAUUGAUGGUUCAGCGCGGGUGUGGUUUGCGAUGCACCGCUUGAUCGCCGACACCGUCAGCUGGCGAAUUAUCUCUGACGACCUCAAAAUCCUUUACGACGGUGGAAAUCUGGGCCACAAACUCACCAGUUACCGGCAAUGGAGCAAAGCUAUCGAAGACUACGCCAAGAACGCAGAAGCGGAACAGACCCUAUGGAGAAACCUGUACAGCGAGGCUGAAUUGUAUAACAAGCGUAUCCUGGCCCCAUUGGCUGCCCGGGAAAAAGCUUAUCGAACCACCAUAUGCUUGUCCAAAACAGAAACGGAGCGCCUAUUGCGACGAGAAGGAAACUUGAAUACGCUCGAAAUCAGGGAUUUAUUGCUAACAGCGCUAGCGUACGCCCUGCAAAGUGCGACCAAAGAAAAAACUAACUAUGUGACCUUGCAAGGUCAUGGAAGGGAGCCCUGGAACGAUAUGAAUGUUAGCCGGACUGUCGGCUGGUUCACAGUAAUGUAUCCUGUGGCUUUGCAUGUACGAGACAGUUUAAAAAAAACGCUCCUUCGCGUCAGCGAGUAUUUGCAUAAGGUCAUUCCAAACAAAGGCUUGGGAUACGGCAGUCUCAUUGGUUACAACAGUACAUUGCCGAAGAUCUGUUUUAACUACCUAGGCCGGUUCAGCAAUCAUAAGGAGGCAGAUUGGACAUUAACGGAGAUGACCUCUGAUUAUGGGAAUGAUCCGUCAGCUGACAGCAACUUUGCGAACGACGACAUCAUCGAAAUUUCAGGACUUUGUGCCAAUGACGAAAUACGUUUCACCAUAAAUAGUCGUCUGGACAGCGAAAUAACCGAGUGCCUGGCUUCUUCUUUCAGAGAAACCCUUCAGCAACUUAUCAACCUGGAUACGAACGCAAUGACAGAAUUUGAACCUUACAUUGACCUUUCCGGAAACCAGAACGCUCCCGUGAUUUUCUUCUUUCCCCCUUUAGAAGGAGGCGCCGAAAGUUAUCUGAACAAUUUGGCGCCAGAACUAAAAGCCUUCAAUCUAAUUCUUUUUAACAACUACUACAUGUAUCGAAGCAAAACGGAUACGACCUUUGAAGAGCUGUCCAAAUUCUAUAUUGGCUACGUGAAACAACUGCAACCCUAUGGACCCUACAAUCUUCUGGGAUGGAGUUUUGGUGGCACGUUGGCGCUGGAAGUCGCCCGCCAGUUAGCUCAGAACGGAGACAGAAUUGACAAUCUGAUGUUUAUUGAUUCGUAUUUCGAUGUGCGGGCAGCAGGGUGUAGCAUUGGUUACCCGGAUAAGUACAUCCUCGAUUCCAUUUACUAUCGUUGUACCCGGGAUAGAACAGACUUUCGCAACCUAAUGGGGAAUGUCAGGAACAUCAUUCUCUUUCGAGCUAAUCGGUUAAGCAACAUGUUUACCACCGAAGAGGAACGGCUGCUGGAUGCGCAUUAUAUGCAGACGGAAUACAACCACCUGGAUACUUUAUUGGAUGCAGAAUUGGUGCAGCUGGUUCAUAUGGAUGACUCGCAUCAUUCGUGGGUUCACAAUCGGGAAACCGUGAGCCGUAUGGGUCAGCGUAUUCGGUCAAUUUGGAAUGAUUGCGAUAUAGUUGCUGUCUGAUGAUGCCCAGUAAAGCUUUCUUGACAAUACAUGACAUUUUCAUCGUUGAAGUUGUUCCGUUUUUUUCAUUUUUUUCAGUGUGCUUCGAGUUACAAUAAGUAAAGAAAAACGUUCU